CACAGUUUCGACACCAAACACAAAUCCAGAGCAGAGCGGGGCAACAACUCCUCUUAAUUCUCAGUCUCUCUAGUUUCGAAAUCAGAGCUAAGCAAACAUGCCGAGUGAAGGAACAGCAAACUUUAUCGAUAUACUCAUCGCCAUCCUCUUGCCUCCUCUUGGGGUCUUCCUCAAGUUUGGCUGCCAAGUGGAGUUCUGGAUCUGUCUGUUGCUGACCAUUUUCGGUUACAUCCCUGGGAUUAUCUAUGCCAUCUAUAUAAUCACCAAGUGAAGUAGCUAGUCAUGCUUCAAUUUCUGUAGUAGUGAUAAAGAUGUGAAAUGGCACAUCUGUCUUCUGGUUUCUGCAUUGAAAGCUUGUUUUCCACCAUUGGAUUGCAUAGUACUUGUUUGGUAUAGCCAAUGGACAGUUGAUAUUUGAUGUAGUGUGUCUUCUUUUUCUUUUUCUAUUCCCCCCCUCCUUACUCCCUUCAACAUUGUGUUCCCCAUGAUUUGUCUAUCUGUUGAAGAAGGUAAAAUAGUUGAAUUAUUGAGGAGUUGAUGUAUCAAUCUUAGCUCUCCAAUUUAAUAAAAGAGAAUUUGUUUCA
Molecule: messenger RNA, 584 nt
Organism: Rosa rugosa (rugosa rose)
Lineage: Eukaryota; Viridiplantae; Streptophyta; Magnoliopsida; Rosales; Rosaceae
Product: hydrophobic protein RCI2B
Exons: 3
Coding region: 98-271 (57 amino acids)
Cellular component (GO): membrane
Source: RefSeq, a predicted model, not a curated record